Molecule: messenger RNA, 1842 nt
Organism: Penicillium angulare
Lineage: Eukaryota; Fungi; Ascomycota; Eurotiomycetes; Eurotiales; Aspergillaceae
Product: alkyl/aryl-sulfatase
Exons: 2
Coding region: 1-1842 (613 amino acids)
Biological process (GO): dodecyl sulfate metabolic process
Molecular function (GO): protein dimerization activity; linear primary-alkylsulfatase activity
Source: RefSeq, a predicted model, not a curated record
AUGGUAGUGAAUCCCUCUUUCGAGGAUGUUGCCGACUUCGAAGCAACCGACCGCGGCUUCAUCGCCGCUCUAGAGCCCGGCAUCAUCAAAGAUAACAAUGGAAAGGUAGUCUGGAAUAUCGAUGCUUAUGAAUUCAUGAAAGGUGAAUGCCCGUCAACAGCACACCCCAACCUCUGGCGCCAGGGCCAGCUUAACUCCAAGCAUGGGCUGUACGAGAUCUGCCCUGGGAUCUACCACAUUCGCGCCUAUGAUUUAUCAAAUAUGACGAUCGUUGAAGGGAAAGAGGGAAUCAUCCUUAUAGAUCCACUCGUCUCUUGCGAAUGCGCCGCAGCCGGGCUAGCGUUGUACCAAGAACACCGCGGCAAGGGGAAAAGAGUUACUGGAAUGAUAUAUUCGCACUCGCACGGUGACCAUUAUAUGGGCGCCGGAGGCGUCAUCUCCCACGAUGCUGACAUUCCCAUAAUCGCGCCAGAAGGCUUUCUCGAAGCUAUCAUGAGCGAAAGCAUCCUAGCUGGCCCGGCGAUGCGCAAACGCGGAGCACGCAUGUACGGCAACGCAUUGCCGCGGUGUGCGACGGGACAAAUCGGUACAGGCCUAGGGAUGGGGUCGAGUGUCGGUACAACAAGUUUGAUCCCUCCAAAUCUCCUCAUCCAGGAAACAGGUGAGGUACAUGAGAUUGAUGGGGUGAGAAUAGUCUUCCAGAUGGUCCCUGGUACAGAAGCACCGGCGGAGAUCAAUUUCCACUUUCCAGAUUUCAAGGCUCUUUGUAUACCCGAGACAGCAACAAAUUGCAUGCAUAAUAUUGUGACUCUGCGCGGCGCGCAAGUUCGUGAUGCAAAGGCUUGGUCUGGGUACCUCGAUGAGGCAAUUGUGAUGUUUGGCCGGGAAUCUGAUGUGCUUUUUGGAAGUCAUAACUGGCCAACAUGGGGUCGGAAAGAGCUUACCACGCGGCUUGCAGAGCAGAGGGAUAUGUAUGGGUAUCUGCAUGAUCAGACGGUGCGGAUGAUGAAUCUGGGCAUGACGGGCAUUGAGAUUGCCGAGAAAAUGCAGUUACCGCCCGCUAUUUUGAGAGCAUGGCAUUGUAGAGGCUUCUAUGGGUCUUUGAGUCAUAAUGUCAAGGGAAUAUACCAAAAAUAUAUGACGUGGUUCGAUGGACGGCCAGAGAAUCUGUGGAAGUACCCACCGACUGAGGAGGGUCAGCGUUAUGUCGAAUGCUUUGGUGGCGUUGAUGACCUUUGCGAUAAAGCUGAAACCUUUAUCGCGAAAGGCGACAAUCGAUUUGCAGCAACAUUGAUCGCCCACGCUGUGGCUUCCAACCCCAAUUCCUCAAGAACGCGUGCCAAGCUAUUGCUCGCAUCGGUUUAUGAAGCUUUGGGAUUUGGCGCAGAGAAUGCGACGUGGCGCAACUUUUACUUGACGAGUGCCCAAGAGCUGCGAACGGGAACAAAAGCAGGAGUGGUUGCUGGCGGUCGGACCGCACUGGGCGAGCAAUUGAGUAUCGAUCAGUGGUUUGAGGUCAUGUCUGUUCAGAUGGAUGGAGAAAAGGCAGCCGAGCGAUCUUUCGUCAUAGAUUUCGAUGUGACUGAUGUGAAAGAAAAAUGGCGGAUCAUCUUGAGCAAUGGCGUGUUGAACCGACGUAAAUUGGAAGAUGGAAAUCAGUUGAAAGAUGCACAAGAAAACGAAGCAGAUUUCGCGAUGGUGUUGACCAGAAUGGAGCUUCUAGAUGUUAUUCGAGGGAACAAGGUUGACGUUGAGACAAAGGGGAGAUCGGAAGUAUUGGAAUAUCUUCUGGAUUUUAUUUUGGUUCAGCAGGGCUCUGCCCGAGGGCCUAGCCAGCUAUGA